Messenger RNA from Cydia amplana, 1566 nucleotides. RefSeq lists its product as uncharacterized. The record is from RefSeq and is a predicted model, not a curated record. NCBI's taxonomy places the organism in Eukaryota, Metazoa, Arthropoda, Insecta, Lepidoptera, Tortricidae. Bases 1 to 1218 code for a protein of 405 amino acids. The transcript has 3 exons.
AUGAAGAGGAAACGCAGAAACAACGACGACGACGAAUAUAUUAUUCGGAAUAAAAUAAGAAAAUUGGAGCGUAGACUUUGGCAAAAGUCACGCCGCCGCAUAAGAGUGGCCGACUCGUCUUCGGAUAAUGAUAGCAGCGGCGAAGACGGGUCCGUUUCGGCGGAUAAUGAACCACGUGCUUCACGUCGAGCCUCGUCGGGUCAAAGGUCUGCGUCACCAGCGCCGGGGACAUCGCACCAGGAGGAAACAGCUGCAGCGCAAACCAGUCGAGAUCCUGUACGUCCGACAUCUCCUCAACCAGGCCCGUCGUCUGCACCAGAUCAGUAUGUACCCGCCGAGCCCGCACAGCCCGCGCCGACCGCGGAGCCCGCACCGACCUCGAUCGAGGACAUAGAAUUGGACGAGGAUAUCCUCAAUUUACUGGGCGAGGCUCCAAAGUUGGAUACGCCCUUGGGAAAAGGUAUUCACAAGGACGUAGCUUGUAGAUGGCAGGAGGUAUUAAACAAAGGAUUACAAAAAGAAGUUAAAGACAAGUUAGCUGAAGAAUACCUAAUACCUAACAAUUGCACUUUGUUAGUGCCUCCCAUUUUAAACCCUGAAGCUAAAGCAGCGUUACCGGAUGCCUUGAUAAAAAGAGAUACCUCUUUAAUGCUUAGACAAAAACAGAUAGCGUUAGCGUUGUCGGCACUCUCGCAGGCUACGGAUAUUCUAAUAAAACAAAAGUCUUCAUCGCCUGACAUACUAAAACCCAUUAGCGACGCAUGUCGUAUUCUAUGCGAUUCUCAUUUUACCGAAACGAAAAUGAGAAGAAACUUUGUGAUUUCCGCUAUAAACACUGAUUUGAAGGACACUUUAAUUAAUACAGAAAGGGACAAAUUUUUAUUCGGCGAGAACGUGUCCGAAAAACUGAAAGCUGCGCAGACUGUACAAAAAUCAGGAGAUACAUUAAAAAAUACACAAAAGUCAUAUAAUCCAUUUAAUAAAGCAAAUUUCAUAAAGAAAAACAGGUAUCAACAAAACAAAGGUAAUUUAAACUACAACACCCCGUAUCGGAAGAUGACGAAUUACAACAACAAGUCGGAUGCGGGGCGGCCUCGUGCAGCAGCGGCGCGGCCCGCGCCGGCGCCCUCCAGCAGGUACAACACCCGCUACCGGGCCCGGGAGCGCCAGCGCGAGCGCGAGCGCACGCCUCCUCGGAGAUACCAGCGGAGACAAUAGACCAUGAGGUAAAAUACGCCGGCCGCUUGCAGUACUUCACUGAAUCCUGGUCUGACAUCACUGAUGAUCGUGUUAUUUUAUCGUGGAUACAGGGUUAUAAGAUACCAUUUGUAUCUCCUCCAAUUUGUCAAGAUCCUCCUGUAGUUUAUUCAAAAUCAGAGCAAGAAAGAUUUGAUUACAAUAUGGCUAUUAAAAAACUAUUAAAUAUAAACGCAAUUUCAAUAUGCGAACACCAUCCUGACGAGUUCCUAUCUAGCGUAUUUUUAAUACCUAAACCUGACGACAUCCCAUUUUAAAAUGGAGGAUUAUCGUACAGCGUCAAAACUGAUUACGAAUAAAUGUUACAUG